Messenger RNA from Strongyloides ratti, 1386 nucleotides. RefSeq lists its product as hypothetical. The transcript is spliced from 4 exons. Lineage: Eukaryota; Metazoa; Nematoda; Chromadorea; Rhabditida; Strongyloididae. The coding region runs from base 1 to 1386 and encodes 461 amino acids. The record is from RefSeq and is a predicted model, not a curated record.
AUGACUCAUAUAUUGUUGAUAACGUUAGGUAUUGUACUAUUUUCUACAAUACCAUUUUCACCAUUUAUUUAUGCUCAAUAUAAUAAUAAUAUGUAUAAUCAAAGAUAUCAACAAAAUAAUCAAGUUAAUGGGAUGUAUAAUCAACAAGGAUAUCAAAAAAAUAUUAAUAAUAUGAGAUCAUCUUAUGUACAAAAUAAUGGUAAGCAACAAGGAUUAAUUUCUGCUAAUCCUAGUAGAAAUAAUGCUGUAACUGGUACAGGACCAGGUAUUGUUGAAGUUGGUGCUGAAGUUUAUGUUAAAUUAAAUUCAUAUAAUAAUCCAUCUUUAACUAUGCCUAAUGCUACAACAUGUUCAUGUCCAACAGGUAAAUUAUGUCCAUAUCUUGAACCAAAUAGAAUUCCAUGUAAUUUUGGUUUUACUAUUGUAAUGUCAAAUAUUGAAGGUGAAGUUAAAUAUUUGAGUAGUGAAUUUUUCCCUUCAACAGGAUAUUUAGAUCUUACUUCACAAGGUAUAGAAACAAAAGUUAAUAUGGGAUCAAAACCAACAAGUAUUGAUAUAUUUGUACAUCAAUUUGGUGUUGUUAUUAAUUCAGAAACAGGAGCAUUAGAACGUUUUCAAUAUUUAUAUCACGUUGAUACAUUUGUUUUAUCAACAAGAAAUAUAUCAGCAUCUCCUGUUGGUGGUUCACCUAAUAGACAAAUUCCAACAUUAACAGGACAACUUGUUGGAUCAACAUUAACUCUUGAAUAUUAUACACAAUGUUUAGAUAAUAGAGUUGGUCCUAAUUGUGAUAUUGUUUGUGAAAAUACACCAAACCCAAAUACAAAUCAAAUAUUAUGUUACUCAAAUAUUACUGGUUAUGCAUACACCUGUGCUCCUGGAAGUACUUUUGCAUCAUUAACACCUAAUUGUACUAUAUGUCCAAAUGGAAUUGUUAAUGGAACAUGUAGUGGUACUGUUGUUAUAUCUGAUGCUGAAUUAGGUCUUGUUCCAAGUGGUUUCCGUAUAGCUACAAUUGUUUUAGGUUGCCUUUUAGGAUUAUCAUUAAUUUUUAUUUUAUUCUUGAUAAUUCUUUUUUGUAUAAUGAAAAAUCGUUAUGCUAAAGAGAGUGAUAAUAAAAAAUAUACAAGUUCAGGUUAUGUAAAAGUAAAUAGUUCUGAUAAUACAUUAUUUGGUGAAAGAAAAAAAUUUUCAGGACAACAACAAAAUACUUUUAAUCAAGAAUCUGAUUGGUCUAAUAAACCUGCACCUAUUAAAAAUGGUGUUCCAACAUUAUUAAAUAGUGUAGUAAAUACAACACAACAUGAAACUCGUGAUGUAUCAAAUUAUAGUGAUGAUGGAAAUAGAUCUGGACAAUUUUCAGUAAGAAGAGAAGCACAAGUUUAA